GAUUAAAAAUAAUUUUUAAUAAAAAUUAUUAUACAUUUUUAUACUAGGUAUUAAAACCACACCCAUAUUUCAAAAUGGAUCCCGAAAAGUACUACAGAUUAUCCAUGAGAGCGUCUGUUGCUGCUCUCUGUCAGAGCUUUGGGUGGCACGGAAUACUUGGCGGGACCUGCGAUACCCUAAGCGACAUUGGAGUUAGGUACUUGAUUAAUAUUGGAAGAAAUAUAAGCAGCUAUGCUGCACAUGCCGAGAGAACAGAUCCCAGUCCAUUUGAUGUCCUUCAGGCAUUCAAUCAGUUAGACAUUAGCAUUGAAAGCUUAGAGGCUUAUUUUGAAAAGGUUGAAGCACCUCAGUUACCUGGUACUCCCCCUCCCCUCCUACCUGUUCCUGUUUCCCAGGGAAAGCAUGUGCAUAAUGUAACGUCGAGGAAGGCGUGUCAUCACAAGAAGGGGCCUGUCUCUAGAGAGGAGGGGUCAGCAGGAGAGGGAGAGGAGGAGGAGGAAGAGGAGAGUGAGGAAGAUGAAAUGAUUCCAAUUCAUCUUCCACCAUUACCAUUAGUGACCAAAGACAAAGAAGAGGAACAAGAUGACAAUGAAAGUGGUAUACACAUGAUAACUGAGGACGAUGACACUGCGAUAGCCACGCCUACCAGUCUCAAAUCCCCGUCCGUAACAGGAGGUAGCGCCGGUUUACCGUCGUACGCUCACCUUCGUACACUCAGCGAGGCCGAUGAAGAGGGAGGGGCAAGUAGGAGGAGCAGUUCCUCAGAUGAAAUGUUAUCUACUAACAAACCUACUGAAGUAGGAGGAACUCAGUUAUCAUCUACUGCUAAUUCACCAGCUGCUCCUUUAAACAACACAAACCAUCCUUCUCCUCAUCUUCCUCCUGCUCAUACUGUUCAUUCUAUCUCUUCUUCCCCACCUCCUCCCCCUCCUUCUCUUUCUCCUCAUACUGUUCAAUCUACUUCUCCUUCUCAUAGAUCUCCUCCUCUUUCUCCUUCUCCUCAUACUGUUCAAUCUAUCUCCCCUUCUCCUUCUCCUCCUCUUUCUCCUCCUCAUACUGUUCAGUCUACACCUUCUUUCCCUCCUCCUCCUCCUGAUGUUGUUAAGGAUGUUGUUAAGGAAGACCUUCCUCCCUCUAAUCCACCUCCUUUGAUCUCGUCAAUCAAGGACUCAAAACCGGUCAAACCUGUUCCACGCCCUCUCUCUAUAUUAUCUGAUUCUCCUGUGGGGACCUUGAAAUCUCCUCCUUCUUUCCCGCCCCCUCAACUGCCUCCGUUACACUUGAUGAGUCCAAGGGGACCUCCCCUAUCUCCUGCCCAUGUGUUACCUCAGUUGUCUCCUUUUCACAAGACUCCACCCACUAGUCCUUUUCUCUCAAAAUCUGUUCGGCCAGUUUUGCACCCUCUAAGUGGAACCCAUCAAACUGACGAUAACAGUCCAACUCGUUCCCCCACUGUCAGUUUCCCUUUAAGAACAGUGUCGGUUAAUGUCCCUAAAGUUUAUCCUCCCUCUCCUCCUCGCCCUCUACCUCCAGCUGCUCCACCCUCCCUCCCUCCUUCCCUCCCUUCCUCUCUCCCUCCUUCUCCUCUCCCUCCCUCUCUUCCUCCUUCUCUCUCUCCUUCUCCUUCUCCUCCUCUUCCUGAUCCUAAAAGACCAGAGCCUGUGAAGGCACACAUAGAAAGCGAUUUCUCUUUCUCAUCUUCGUCAUCUUCUCCCUCCUCUCUUGCAGACUCCAUUAAGAUCCCUCUCCCUAGUUUAGAUGAUGAUAGCAAGUCUCCUAUCCCUCCUCCCUCUCUCCUUCCCUCCCUCCCUCCCCUUCCUCCUCAAUCAACUCUAUCAUCAUCACAUCUCCCACCAGUCACAUCUCACACUUCCCCAAUCUCUCCUCAAACUCUUGCUCCACUCCCCCCACGUUCCGUUGGCUUUCAGACCACACCCAGUCAUUCUUUGGUCCCGCCCACUCAUCCUCUCCCUCACUCAUUUGGCUACAGUAAAGACAACUCUCCGUUAUCAAAUCAAGAGGAGGAAGAGGAUACGAGUGAGAGCGAUACUUCUGAAUCGACAGAGUUUCGAAAACCGACUCCUCCUCUUCCCCCAGCUCCGUCUCUGCUAGUAACCUCAGAACCACCUGCCAUUGUUCCUUCUUUGUCUCCUGGACGGCCAUUGUCUCCUCCUCCUCCUCUCUCUUCGCCGUCUCAUUCUCUGUCACUCUCUCCCUCCUCAACCAGCUCACAGAAGCAAAGAUCACUGACUAUCAGGAUAAAGAAAUCAAAUUUGUCCCAAGACCUUUCCAGUAAAGAGCAACAACUUGGGAAAGGAGGUACGACUGAUUUGAUAGUGUCUUCAUCAAGCUACAAGAAAGUUGAUUCCAUUUUGCCCUUGUCUCCUCCUCUUCCUCCUGCUCCUCUCCUCCUCCCUCCUCCUCCUCCGACUAUCAUUACUACAUCACCAUCAAGACUCAUUGGUUCUUCUACUAGUAAGCAUUCUUCCUCAAUCUCUGUUAGCAAGGGAAGCGAAAUGAUUGUCGAGACAGCUUUUAUAAAGAACGUUGAUUCUAUUGAAGCCCCACCAAGCUCUCUUUUAGUCAAGAUACCACUAAAGUACAGGCUCUCCAGUAGAUUGUUGAUGGCUACCAAGAAGGAGAAAACAUCUUCAAGCGAAGAAGAGGAAGAGAGAAUUGAUAAGAAACCUGUGAAAGUUACAAUACCGAGACUUUCGACAGCCGGAAGUAGUGGCUUAGGAGUUAAAAUUAGCAAGGAGCAAAGGAGUGGAGGUCAUGUUGAAAAGAGGAGAGGGAAAGGAAGAGGUUUGAAGAGAUCCAUAGCCAUCGACAUACCUGAUGAGCCAAAAAAGAAAAUCUCAAGGAAUGCUGAGACUAGUAGUAGCAGUAGUUCUUCCAGUGAAAGCUCAGAGGAAGAGAUUGAAGUUGAAUCGUUCGCGAGUCAAAAGAAAGGAAAGAGUAAGACAAAGAUGAUCCAGUCUUUAAGGCCAGUCAAGAAAGAAGGAGAGAGAGAGGAGAGGUCUAAAAGUCCUGGUGGACUUAAGCUUCGAUUGAAACUACCUCAACAGCCACCAGUUAGUACUGUUAGUCCUGGUACCAGUUCCUUGAAGAGUAGGAGAUCAUCAUUAAGAGCAUCAUCUAGUUCAUCAACUGGCUCACUCACUAGAGAGACACUAACAGCUCAUCAUCAUCAUGCUAAGAAAAAGACUCAAGGAGAAAGCCUAUUUGUGAAGUCGUCUCCAUCAAUAAAAGUCCCUUCAAUUAAUAUCAAGAAGUCGGCUCCUAGUCUUGUUAUCACUAGUAGCACUCUACAAGGUGUUGUUGGAGGAGUAGGAGGAGCUGGAACAACUCCAGAGGUAUACAUAUGUCCAAUCUGUAAGAGACCGGAUGAUGGGACUCCAAUGAUCUGCUGUGACAACUGUGACGUCUGGCUUCACAUGCACUGUGUUGGACUGGCUUGUGCUCCACCCGAUAACAAGAAGUGGUUCUGUCCGCCUUGUUCAAGCAAGAAGAGUAAAAAAUUGAAGAGAAGAUGAAAACAAGAGGAAGAAAGAGAAGGAUUUAAAUUCUCAUUUUUUUGCUACAAAGAAUAGAGAAACCAUCCUAAAUUUUUUUUAUUUCGAAAAUUUAACAAUAACACUAAUAAUGUAUCAUUAUUAUAAUAAUUAAUAUUGUUCAACCAAAACGAAAAUUAUAGCCAAA
Messenger RNA from Amphimedon queenslandica, 3702 nucleotides. Its product is annotated as transcription initiation factor TFIID subunit 3-like. Lineage: Eukaryota; Metazoa; Porifera; Demospongiae; Haplosclerida; Niphatidae. The record is from RefSeq and is a predicted model, not a curated record. Bases 75 to 3536 code for a protein of 1153 amino acids. Gene Ontology annotation, molecular function: transcription factor binding; protein heterodimerization activity; p53 binding. Gene Ontology annotation, biological process: positive regulation of transcription by RNA polymerase II. Gene Ontology annotation, cellular component: transcription factor TFIID complex. The transcript has 10 exons.